CGGGAAGUAGGAAGUAAAUACACAGAAGUCGAGGUGCCACUGGAAAGAAGUCUGGCACCAUGCUGGAAGGCUACACCCCUGUGACCCAGGCCCUGCUGGGGACUCUGUUCACCUGGGGUCUGACUGCUGCCGGAGCAGCUCUGGUGUUUGUCUUCUCUAGCCGGCAGAAGCGCAUCUUGGAUGGAAGUUUAGGCUUUGCAGCUGGGGUAAUGCUGGCUGCCUCCUAUUGGUCUUUGCUGGCACCGGCGAUCGAGAUGGCGGAGGAUUCUGGGAAGUACGGCUCAUUUGCUUUCUUGCCUGUGGCUGUGGGAUUCACACUCGGGGCAGCCUUUGUUUAUUUCGCUGACCUUGCCAUGCCCCUGCUGGGUGUAGGUGCUGACCCCCACAUUUCCUUGGCUCUGCCCCCUGAAUCCAAGCUGUCCAAACAGAAAGUGGAGGAUCCCUCAUUCCAGUUCUUGGACUCCGAUGAGAUGACCAUCAGGAUAGGUAGAGCUGGACCUCUCUCAGAUAAAAUAGAUAAUGGAGAUGUGUACCAGAGGAGGAGAGGAACUCUUUCGGCCAGCUCAGAUGGACAGGAGACAGGAAAUAAACAACAGGAAGGAGCUGGACAGACAGCAAGCAGUUGGCGACGAAUUGUUCUCCUCAUCCUUGCCAUCACCAUCCACAACAUCCCAGAGGGUUUGGCUGUUGGGGUUGGAUUCGGAGCUAUUGGAAAGACUUCAUCUGCAACUUUUGAAAGCGCCAGAAACUUGGCCAUCGGUAUUGGCAUCCAGAAUUUCCCAGAAGGCUUGGCAGUGAGCCUGCCGCUCCGGGGUUCAGGGGUCUCAACAUGGAAAGCCUUCUGGUAUGGUCAGCUAAGUGGCAUGGUAGAGCCUAUUGCUGGGUUGCUGGGAGCAGUUGCUGUUGUCCUGGCAGAACCUCUGUUGCCAUAUGCGUUGGCGUUUGCUGCCGGGGCAAUGGUAUACGUGGUGGUGGACGACAUCAUACCUGAGGCUCAAGUCAGUGGAAACGGGAAGCUGGCAUCCUGGACCUCCAUCCUGGGCUUUGUAGUGAUGAUGUCACUGGAUGUGGGGCUGGGCUGACGUCACUGUGGACACUGGCACCAAGUCAACAGAACACUCAAUGGCCAUGAUGUCAUCACUGUGCUGCUGACCUCAGUUUUUUUUAAGAAGGGGACCAAAUGAAGUGUUUUAUUCUGAAACACUAUUUAUCCAUUUUGUUUGAAUUGUUGCUACUUGAGAUUCAGUAGUGAAAAGAGAAACAGAGCUAUUUUGUAAAACAAAGUGUGAGGAUGACUGUACUUGAAGCUGUCUUUGAUGUGUUUUAUUUUUUUAAUGCCAGCAGUCACUUCCUGAGAGCAGCUGUCACGUUUUUCAAAUUGCAGGCACCUCAUUUAGGGAAAUUUAUAAAUAUUUAACGGAUACUCUCCUGAUUCCAGAGCUUGUGAAUGUUUUGAUGAGAUUUCUUUUUCAAAAUCAGUUGUUAAACAAAAUUUCUUGGCUAAAAAGGUGAAAUGAAUGUUACUUUUUGAUUUAUGUCUUCCAGUUUUUGUAUUUCCUCAUGAUGGCAAUACUUGAAGUCUGGUGUUUGAUCUGUAACGUAAGGGAUCGCCAGUGAUUGAUUUAUUUUGUGUUCUCCAUUCUGACUCCUGCUGUAUUACUGUCGCUGUGAAACAGCAAGGUACAAGGAUAAUUUACUUCGUGCUUCUUCUAUAAUGAUCGUCUCCUUUUCAACCAAAUGUAGUGCCUUCUUCUUCUUUGGGGCACAAACUGUCUCCUGCCAUCUACAGGUCAGUCUGAACAUGUUGCGGUUCAUGUUUAAUUAUUUAAAUGGUGAAGUUUACUCAAAGAACAUGCGAAGUCUUUGUAUGAAUAAAUAACCAAGUGAUUCUGUU
Molecule: messenger RNA, 1894 nt
Organism: Epinephelus fuscoguttatus (brown-marbled grouper)
Lineage: Eukaryota; Metazoa; Chordata; Actinopteri; Perciformes; Serranidae
Product: zinc transporter ZIP11-like
Exons: 10
Coding region: 60-1082 (340 amino acids)
Biological process (GO): zinc ion transmembrane transport
Cellular component (GO): membrane
Molecular function (GO): zinc ion transmembrane transporter activity
Source: RefSeq, a predicted model, not a curated record